UUUUUCAACCUGACGUUAUUGUAAUCCAUUUUGGGUCGGCGCAAUAUUUUUAAACAUGUUGCAGAAAGGAUUUUACUUCGUUUUUACGAAUGACCACUUUUCCAGGAUUCAGGAUCCAGGCCCGGACAAAUUGUGUUAGAAAAAAACAACACUAUUGCCCGACCUGGGAUUCGAAUCCGGGAUCACUUGGUAAACAGGCUAUGUGAAACUACUUCAAACUAUUUUAAUUUCUACUUCAAACUUCACAUUUAUUUUAAAUGAAUUUAUUUCACUUUUUCACUAUAUGUGUAUAUAUCAAAAUAUAAUUUUCUUUUGUUACCUAUAUUAUGCCAAUAAAUUAUUUAUGAAUAAUGUUUUUUUAUUCAAGGUACAACCGCAAAAUGAAACAGCGUAUUCACGAGCCAAUCCCAAAAAAUGUAAACAAAUAUCAAUGAAAUUAAGAAAGAAAUCAUAUGAGAAAAGCACAACGACCCCGGCGCUCACGGUGGGCGGCAAGGUCGCCACGCCGCGCCCCUUCACUCCGGAUCAGCAGAACGCAGCGCAGAAAACGUCCAUCAUAAUGAGCAUGGUGGAGGACAACAGCGGCAACCAGACGAUGAAGUGCGUCGGCACGUACACUGCUCAGAAGCCGCCGCCGCCGGUUCCCGCCGCCUCCACGCCGCAGGUCGCCUCCAUUAUCCUCAACAAACAGUUGAUGUCGGAGGAAGCGAACGGCAACAAGAAAGUGGUGACGUCAGGCGGGUACCUGAUCGUCGGCGCAGGCGUCAACGCGGGAGUCACCGCCGCCGCCUCGCGCCGCAUGCACACCAUCCAGUACUACACAUGAACCGAUAUACAACCGUAAUACCGUACAGCAAACCAGUGCAGCUGCACUGUCUGUAACAAAACGGAUAUUUUAAAUCACUCACACUCCGGAGUAAUACUUCGUUACAUUAAAUAUUAGACAUGUUCAAAUCAAAAUCCUUUGUAUACAAUGGAUUACUGGAUAUCACAUUCACCUAUAAAUUUUUGCUUACAUGAAAAUUACAAUAUUAUAUCUUUAUUUGGACCUUCUAUGAUCUUUUGUUACAAUACUACAAUACUCUUUUGAUUUGUUAAAAUGAUAUAAAGCAAAUAGAUGUCAAAGAAAUACCUAUCUAAAUUAACUGUCCAGUACAUUAUUAUUUUGUUUCUGCUCGUGCAACAGCAAUUUUAUAUUAUAGCUGAUUUAUUAACCGCACAUCAUGUGCACCUGAGGUACGAAAUAUUAUUCGUGUUUACACUACAAAAAUGUUAAUACUGAUCAUUAUGUUUGGCAUUCAGAAAGCCACAGUAUAGAAAAUCAUAGUUUUCAAUACAAUUUAGUUUAUAACUGUUCCAGAUUAGUGCCAGUCAGUCAAUAACUACAUAAAAACUCCUACAUUCUAUCUGUAGCCUGUGCUAUGACGAAAUGGUGAUCCAUGUUGUUAUUAUUAAAUUCCAUUGCCAAAUUAUGAAAAAAUCGGAAGCAAUUUAGAGUUCCAUAGAAAUCGUCCUUAAAUUUAGAUAUUAGGUAUUUUAUAUUGCCAACUAAAGAUACGAAUACUUUCUGCUGUGAAAUUCACAGUUGUAAGUGAAAACGAAAAAUUGUGAUUGUGUUAUAGAGGUUUAAUGUCGUAUAAAAUAAUGUAAAUCUGAAACUCAUUAAUGUGAAGCAAUGCCUUUUAACGCAUCUAUUUGCGAAUAGUCAGUUUUAUUGUAUACUUACAAUAUUUUUGUUCCAUUUUUAUUUCAAGGAAGCUAGAAGUUUUUGACGCUUAAAUUUACAAAACUUAGAUGUUUGAUGUUGUACAUAGUGUAAAAUUUUAUAAGAAACUAAUUUCGGGUAGCGUAGUGACAUGCAUACGAGAUUGUGACAGACAUUAUCUAUUGUGUAUAUUUUCCGCAUCGAUGUUCGUCGCUCCGCUCUUAUUGUAUUUUCAUAUUACUGUGCAACUGUCUUGAAAAAUUUGUUCGUAUUCUCGUUUUAGUUUUUUUUAGCCGUGGCUCUCUAUGAAUGUUUAUAUUGUGAUUAUAAAUCAGUCAUUACGUACUGUACGCAUGUCAAUUCUGCAUGUUCAUUAUACCAUACUGCCUUCUUGUGAUUAUAUCCACAUCACCUAGGACCAAUAUUAAUCACGGAAUUGCUGGACAUUUAAUAUAGUCUCAAAUAAUGGGAAUAUAUUAUACUUCAGGCAUAACUUCAUCCGUGUUAUGUGUUAAUUGUUUAGAUGUAUGGGCGCGGUAACUUGGUAAUUGAAAUAAUAAAAUACAAUCUUUUGUAGCUUAUUUGAGCUACGAAUUCGACUAAACUGGUCUCGGUUCUCAGGUCAAGCAAUCAAGAGAUCUGUUUUGUGAGUUAACACACCAAUAUUUUGCUUGAGUUCGCAAUUCGUAACUUAUGGAGACAGGACACACCUAUUACAUAAUGUGUGAUAAAAAUUCUCUUGAGCAGACACGUUCGAUACAUGUUUGCUCACAGAUGGCCUUAUAGCUGAAACUACCUAAACGUUUUUUGAUACAUUUGUACUGUAUUAUAUAAUUUAUCAGGUGUCGAGUCGACGUGUUCGCUUUACAUUGAUGUCAGUGUAUAUAAACUAGUUCGUUUAAUAAUACACUUUUAUACAGAAAGCCAGGUCCGUUUACUUUUAGCUUACUUAGUACAUAGUUUAAUGGUGAUUAACUUUUGUAUGGCAUCCAUUGUUGCAUCCAGAAUUGUUCUUUUGUAUUACAGAUCAUUGUAAUACAAACAUGUACCGUAAUAUUUUAUGUUCCUAGCGUGCAGCUCAUUGAAUAAUGAAUAAUAGCUAUUCUCUGAUAUUAACUAGAUAGUAUUUGUAGCAGUGGUAAUUUGUCGUAUAUUAGUUGAGUGGCGACGUAUGUUGCGGGCAUUCAUGUUCAGAUGGACUCAUUUUUUUCAAAUAACGUAAAUAUUAAGUACUGUACAUAGAAUCUUAAUGUACCUACCGAGUCUGAUUUUAUUUUGACUCUUAUUUUUGAGUAACAAAACUCGGUAGAUUAAAUAAAGUCAAAUGUGCUCAAUUUUAGGCGUCCCGUAUGUAAAAAAAAACGCAAUACACGAUAAAAUAAGUUAUUUUCAAAUACGCCUCGAAAUGGUAAUAUUUUUUAUUGGGCUGUUGAUAACAUAUAAUCACUAUAUAGUCCACUGAAAUAAUAAGUAAAAAAUGUUACAAUUUCUAUUUUUGGGUACCAUUUUUAUUGAACGAACGGAUCUAACUUUAUGCAAAUUCAUAAGGAGAAACAUACAAGGAAUUUCUAUAACAGAUCAUGCAUGUGACUUUAUUAUUAGUAGUCAGAUUAUUUAUUUCUUGGUGUAUGUAUAUUGUAUACUUCUCCUGGUGAGCGUUCUUAUUAGAUCUGUGGGUAAUAACUUCACUUUUCUAUGUUCAUAAAUCAUACUUACUAUAUUUUAAGACUGCUAAGUUUAAGUCCUCGAAAUAUAACAUAUUCAUUGUAUAAAAAAAUUGUAACGGGAUGUUACGUUUUAUUUAAUUGUAAAUUUGCGUCGAGUUUCGCUAUGAAUGAGGGUGGACCCUUAUGGUUGUAUAUUUUAUCUUAGUUGUUGUAAUUUGCAUUUGCUAUGUAAUGGUAAACAAAAGUUAAAAAUCUGUCUUGGGACAGUGUUGAUUUUAUACUUUAAUUUGCUAAGUCAAUAAGUUACAUAUAACACAAAACCUAAACUUUUGUUAUUCAUACAUAAAAUAUGUCUUUCUUAACGGUUUAUCCAUUUUAAAACUCGUUUUAUCUAUUGGGCAGCACUUGACUAUGAUUGUAAGUGGAGACAGUAUUUGAUUUUGUAAAUAAUCUAGUUUACAUUGAUUAAAAAAGCUUGUAGUAUGUAAGUCAUGUUUCAAUAAAGACAAAUGAAACAAUUCUUUAGAUGAAUUUA
Manduca sexta (tobacco hornworm) is the source of this 3907-nucleotide messenger RNA. RefSeq lists its product as uncharacterized. The transcript is spliced from 4 exons. The coding region runs from base 284 to 826 and encodes 180 amino acids. NCBI's taxonomy places the organism in Eukaryota, Metazoa, Arthropoda, Insecta, Lepidoptera, Sphingidae. The record is from RefSeq and is a predicted model, not a curated record.